This is a messenger RNA of Perkinsus marinus ATCC 50983, 191 nucleotides long. RefSeq lists its product as hypothetical. Lineage: Eukaryota; Perkinsozoa; Perkinsida; Perkinsidae. The transcript has a single exon. The record is from RefSeq and is a predicted model, not a curated record. The annotation marks the transcript as partial.
GUUGAUCCAGCCGUCUUGGGGAGGACUUGACCUCGCUGGUAGGGGGUUGAGCUAUUCGAUCGUCGGAGGUGCUGCGGCGAGUUUCGAAGAUGUGGAAAAGGCGAUUAGGUGGAUGUAUGCGGGCAUGGAUCCGCUAAGCAUUGGUGAAGAAAGCAUGAGGGAGCUGAGUCGGAAGAAGUCGAAAGGAUCCA